Molecule: messenger RNA, 4462 nt
Organism: Poeciliopsis prolifica (blackstripe livebearer)
Lineage: Eukaryota; Metazoa; Chordata; Actinopteri; Cyprinodontiformes; Poeciliidae
Gene: fan1
Product: FANCD2 and FANCI associated nuclease 1
Exons: 13
Coding region: 164-2959 (931 amino acids)
Biological process (GO): interstrand cross-link repair
Cellular component (GO): nucleus
Molecular function (GO): 5'-3' exonuclease activity; flap-structured DNA binding; 5'-flap endonuclease activity
Source: RefSeq, a predicted model, not a curated record
UAGCACACCACCAGAAAAGCUAUGUUUAUUUGUUGUGUAAGCUUUCUGCAAGUUAGUAUUCAGUUGCGGUCCUUGUAGCUUUCACUACAUUUAUUUAUUUUUUCCCGAAGUAUGCAGCAAAGUGAAACGUUAGAAAAGGUCAUUUUUAUUGGAUCGGCUCAGCAUGACAGAAAGAACAAGCAGCGACAAACCGAGGCGAAGCUUGUCACUGAAGAAGAAGAAAGGCGAUGCUAAAGCUGGGACUCCGAUCACCAACUUCUUCAGCAGCCAGCCUCCACCGAACCUGGCCUGUCCCCUCUGUGGACAAUUAGUCCCAAGAUUCAAGAUCAAUGAUCAUAUCGAUCUGCAGUGUCAGAAAUUUGAUAGAGGAGACAGCACUGCAGCUUCUGGAGGUAGGAAUGAUUAUUCAGGGCUCCAGCUGUCACCUGGAGGCGAUCUGUCAAAGUCCCCGGAGCAGGACCAGAAAGAGGACGCAAAAACCAAAACGAGUCCGUAUUUUAAGAAGAAUAACUCCCAGCAAACUCCACGGGACAUAAACAACAAAACUGUGGUCAGAAGCAUUGACCUAGGAAGUCUGUCUUCAAAGUUAUCCAGAAAGUAUCACAAGAAACAUGCAGAGGUUUGCAACACGUCUGAUCCGAUGAGCUCAUCCAGCAGCUCCCAAAAGGAAAAUGUCCAGACUUUAGAAGACAGCAAUGAUUGUAUUUCUGCAGUGACAGAAGCUCCAUCGCCACCUGCAGAAAAACAAUCAGACCAAUCAAUGGUUUCAUCUGAACAGCCGCCUUCACCGGCCAAGCAAAUGAAGAGAAAAAAGAAAGCCACCUUUAGGGCCAAGGGAUCUCUGAUCAGAAAGAAAGCGAAAUAUGAAGGCAGCAGUGGAGAAUCAUCAACUCGUCUUGAUCCGGAGGACAUUCAGAUGGAAGGACAGGAAUCUGCCAAGCCUUUCAGUUCAGAGGAGCUGUCUGAUGCAGAUGUAAAGGUAGAAACCUCCGAUGCCCAAUCACUUCCCUACUACCUGCGUAACUUCCGGACCGUGCUGCACGCGGUGUUGGAGAACGAGGACGACGCGAUGCUCUUCAACCAGGAGGACAUGUCCGCCGUACAUGGAUUUCAGAGCUUGUCAGUUAUGGCUCAGAAGCUGUAUGUGAGGCUCUUUCAGAGGAAACUGAAGUGGCUGCAGGUAAAUAAACUGGAUUAUGGAGAGAUCUGCAGUGAUCUGGGAUCUGUUGCACAGGAACUGGUUCAGCUAGGUUUUCUACAGACAGAAAAGGACCUCGAGGAUCUUGUGGAGGCUCUGGAUCUGCUGCCGGCUCCUGAACUCAAAGCUCUUGCUAAGACUUUCCAUCUGGGCUGUUCUGGCACCCAAAAACAGCAGCUGGUCGACGGGCUUCUUCGUCUGAGCAGGCAGAAGUCUUUCUUCUCUCCAGCCUCCAGUCAAAGCAAAGUUGGGACAGUUAUUCUGAAACGGGCGAAGCAGCUUGCAGGCUCCUGUGUGCGUCUGUCUCGCGGGCCUCGGGCCGUCUUCUCCCGCAUCCUGCUGCUCUUCUCUUUGACGGACACGAUGGACGAGGAGGAAAUGGCAGCUGGAGGUCAGAAUCAGCUUUUCACCAUCCUGUUGGUGAACUCGGGUCGUCUGGCCUUUCCGGACUACACCGUGCAGCGAGAGGCCAAAGUGUUUCGAGAUAGAGAGGAUCUCAUCGGGUAUGAAGCGUCCAUGCGGGCCCUGAUAGAAGUCACCCUGGCGAUGCAGAGGGGUCAGUGGGAUCAGGCCCUGCAGCUUUACACUUCUGCCAAAAAAACCUGGAUUGAGCUCAACAGCAAGCAUGACCUGAGUCACCAGGAAGAGCUGCCAGUGUUCCUCCGCAGCUUUACGACAGGGUGGGCUUACACGCGGAUCUUAUCCAGAGGAGUGGAGAUUUUACAGAGGCUCCGUCGCUAUGAGGAAGCAGUAGAAGAGCUGCAGGCCCUGCUAAAGCAGGCCGUUUACUGUCCUGACAGCCGGGGCCGAUGGUGGGACAGGCUGGCUCUGAACUUUCACCAGCACCUCAAAAAACCUGAUCAAGCUAUCUGUGCUAUGAGGGACGGGCUGUCAGACCCUCUGGUGCGCACAGGACACAAACUCGCCCUCCAUCAGAGAGCUCUCCGGAUGAAAGACGCUCCCAGCUGCAAAAAGUACCGGCUCCAACUCAGAGAGCUUCCUGCGCUCCAAAUUCAAGACGUUAAACAUGUGACCAUUCGGGGUCAGCUGUUUCCUCAUGAAGGCGGCAUGGGAAAAUCUAGAUUUCUUUUACCAGAAAGUGAUGAAGGAGACGGGAGUGGUCGCUCGAUUGUAAUAUGCUCUGUAGAAGAGCUUAGUUUGGCACAUUACCGACAACUAGGCUUUGACCAAGGAAUCCAUGGAGAAGGAUCAACAUUCUCAACCUUGUUUGGUCUCCUGAUGUGGGACAUUAUCUUUAUGGAAGGUAUUCCAGACGUCUUCAGAAAUCCAUACCAGACUUGUCCUUUGGAUCUGUACACCGACUGUUUCUAUAAAAACAGACGGGAAGCUAUAAUCUCUCGCGUUCAGUUGCUCUGUGAAGCUUCUGUGGAAACUCUGUGCGCCAUGCUGGAAGAUGUCUGGACAUCUCAGGAGGGGAAAGUGUGUUCGCUGGUCAACUGGGAGCGUUUCUCGUCCCUCCAACAGGCAGAGUCUCUGAUUGCAUGUCUCGGUGGAGCUUUCCUUGGUGGAGUGAUUGACCGAAUGGCAAAAGACUACAGACACUGCAGAGGAGGUUUGCCUGACCUUGUUGUGUGGAACACCUCAAACAACACUUAUAAGUUGGUGGAGGUGAAGGGGCCCAACGAUCGUCUGUCUCAGAAGCAGCAGAUCUGGUUGGAUGAGCUGCAGAAACUCGGGGCCGACGUCGAGGUUUGUCAUGUGACGGCCACCGGAGCCCGUCUGCAGGAAAUAAGCAAAUAGAUUCUACUGAGACACAUUUAUCUGCCAAAACAGAAACAUCCUGGCAACAAGCUCCAAAAAGGAAAAAGAAAUGUUUGUGUAAUUUCUCCCAAAAUAUUAUUUUCCUGAAGAAUAUUUUGAUACAUACUAAAAAAUAUGUUAAACACAACUGGUAACUUUUAACUUUUAUAUUGUUCAUCAUAAGUGUUCUUACUUGAUGUAUUUCUGGUGUCUUCCCUCAUCUGCAUCAUGACUUCUAAUUAGUUGAUUGCGUUUAUCAUAAACUCCCAGUCAGGAGUUCACAUGCAGUCAUUAAGCUGUAUAAUUUUGUUGCUUUUUUGGGUUCAUUUUCCAGCUCAAACGCCAAACUGUUUCCACACCCAAUUGUUGGUUUUAAAUGUAAAAAUUAAGAAAAAGUGGUCUUUAUUACUCCAAUUACCUUGUCAAAUGCUCUAAUGCCUUUUAGCAGAAAAACAGACCCUUACCAUGAUGCUACCAACACCAUGCUACGCAGUAUUUUUAGGCUAGAAAGCCUGAAGAGUGCCAUCUGUUUCUUAUCUGACCAUAAAAUUUACUCCAAGAAGCAUUUUGCUUUUCCAUAUUGGGCCGGUUUAAAAUUCAGUCAAAUUCGAAUCUCUUAUUUUAAAUGCAGACAUUUCCUUCUUGGUUGGCAACCUUUCAGUGGUGCUUCCAGUUUGAGGUUGACUUGUGAGUUUCUGGAUUGUUAAUAAUCAUGGUGACCAUUUUUCUUACUUCCCAUAUUUAGCGACAUUUCAAACAAAAAAAAAAUUGGUAUUGGGUAAAAUCAGGCUUUUGAAAGAUCAAUAAUAGGCGAUCGGCAAAAAACUGCAAUCCUAAUCAGAUGGUUCAAACCUGGAAGCAUCUGAGUGUGCCAAGAGGUUAAUGAUCAAACAUCCAACUGGUUUUGGAAUGAAUGAGGCAGACUAGCAUUAAUAAUUUUGGAAAAACUCAAUGAAAUCAACAAGCUGCUAUUGUUUUCUGAAGCUUGUUGAUGAGUGCAAAAUGAGUUUUUCUCAAUUGAAUGUACACAUCUUAAGCUGUUUGUGUACAAAUUAAUAGUUAUGGGAGACUAAAACUGUCAAAAUUGUUCAACCAACGUCUUUUUCUUUCAUUUUAGCAACUAAAAAUCUUGUCCAUUCUGGGGAAAAAAAUAACUCCUUGAAGUAAAUAUUUUAUGUAAGUGAUGAGAAGAUGUGACCUUCUGACUAGCCCUAUAAAAUACACCAUAUGAUGAGCAUCAUAGCAGAGAGAAGAGAUAAUCAGAGGCAGACAGUUUGCAGAUAAUUAGAGUUAAUGCAUGAAUGGAUACAACCACCAGGAGGACCUUUAUUCUUCUAUUACAAUAGAAACAUGUAUCAUCAGUAUGUCAGGUUACCAAGCAACUAAAACAAAUCACAUUUUCUUUGGCAGCUUAAUCUGCAUCAACUCCAUGAGUUUCUCCUUCAAAUAAUUACUGUGUUAAUUGCCUAUAAUGAUGCUGAUUUGAUACUCAUGUAUUAAAUA